CUCUGCUGCUGUUGUGUAGGUAUGAUAGGGAAGGACUGUCUGGUACUGUCCAAGGUGUAUUUAUUGCUGGUUUGCCCUUGUCAUGGGUAAUAUCGUGUCAAGGUGUGUCCAGGAAGUGCGAGACAUUGUCAACAACUGUCGAGCUGGUCGCACGGACGAUGAUUCCAAAGUUCUGUACACUUUUCCUAAAGAGGAUUUAGAGAAAUACAAGAUUCGGACUGCUCCUAAUAAUGUCGUGACUGAUACCUCUCCCCCAGCCGAAAAUAACGCUACUGCUGCUGUUGAGAACAGUACUCCGGAAUAUGCACGGAUCGAGAAAAAGAAGGAGAACUUUGAUGGAUUCAGAAUAGAUAGGACCCACUUUUUAAAGGGGCAUGACUAUGUGAAUUGUGUGCAUCCAGAGGAUAUUAGAAAAAGCUGGGAGGUCAAAAUGGAUUACAAGGAAUUACAGACGGACAGGAGACAGUUUCAAGGAGACUGUGGCCCAGACGAGGAAGAAAUCCGUCUAACUGCUGUUCAUUUGUGUACCAGGGAUAAUAGGUUCAAUAUUGAGAAGGAUUUACUCAUUGCCAGGAAAAAUUUUGAUCGGACAAGAAAUGGAAAACAUUACGAUAAGUCCUCUAGAAUCAGUGACCCCGGCCGACAGAUGUGUGAUGUUGGGGUUCAGGUUGGAGGUAUUGAGAAAUGUCGAAGGAAAUCAGCUUCAGUUAUCAAAUAUGCGGACAACUAUCUGAUACCCAAACUGACGUCAGAUAAACAUCUGGAAGAAUAUUCUUUGUUUGACGAGCCUAAUGAUAAGACAUCUUCUGACCCUGUGUGUGCCUUGGAGCAGCGGCAGGAGGACGUCCUCCAGCGUCUGGUGGAGCUGCAGCAGUCAGUACAGAAACUCUCCCAGAAGUAUGGCGUCCCCUUCUCCCUGGGCGGACAAGCUGCGGGCAUGGCGGGCGCUGACAGUCCCAUACAGCCUGGCGUGUUCCACGAUAUCGUGAUCCAGGCGGACCCCAGCCGUCCUCCCCUCUCGCUGCUGGUUCUGUACCAGCGACUAGCUGAGACAUACAAGGUCCUGGCCUCCACCUUUGUCCACUCCUCCGCCACUCUCGAGGUACCUGACAACCUCAAGGACAUCUUCAAGAAUGGAGGGGCAGUGCCAAGGAGGGACGCCCAAGUCUGUCUAACUCUCAUUUGGAAAAAAGUGAAAAAUGGUCCAAUUCUGAUGGUUAACACAGCCAAACAAAGCCCGAUUUUCGGGGAAGCCAACAUUGCUCGGUACAUUGAACGCAUUCUCAACCCUGCGUACGACAGUGCUGACAUCAUCAUGGCAACACAAAGUGACGAAUGGCUGGACAUGGCUGACCUACAGGUUACCAAUGGCAACAACAAAGAAAAGGCAGCAGCAGUCCGAUCUCUCAACUCUAGAUUAGGAAGAAAUGAUUGGCUAGUAGGCUCUUCGCUGUCAUUGGCUGAUAUUGUCAUGUGGUCUGCUCUCACCCAAUCAGGACAGACCGCUGAAGUGCCAAACAAUGUGAAGAAAUGGGUGAAGGCUUGUAAUGAUUCUUCCAUGUUUAAACAGGCUCUAAGUGUUCUUGGCUGAUCGUGUUUGAAUAAAAUCUGGUUCUGUGAUACAAGAUUUGCUCAGCUGCUUACUCUGUCUUUUGUGGUGUGUGUUGCUACUUAUUAAUUCGUCACAAAUCAUUUACCCCCAAACACAAUGGCAAUACUGUCUUGCAUACAUAACUGCAGUAGGAAGAUACUGAAGUAUUGUAAGGCCUACUCUAUGAUGAUAAUGAUUAAAUUUGUAACAAUUUUUCUUUAAGGAAGAGAAUAUAUGGAUGUCAACUUCUUUAUUAUGAAGAACACAAUGUUUCGGAGUAUAUGCUUACUCCUUCAUCAGGUGAAUGAAAGAUGAGGCAGAGAGCAUAUAUAUGUACGUGUUAGUACAACAAAAGUAAUAAGAUAACAAAAGGUGGAUACAGCUAACAGAUUCCACACGUACAUAUAUAUGCUCUCUGCCUCAUAGUAUUCAUUCACCAGUAAGUAUAUACUCCGAAACAUUGACAAAGAAGUUGACAUCCAUAAAUUCUCUUCCUUGUGUGUAUAACUUCUUAAUGCCUUUCAAAGAAUUAAGUUUUCUUUGAAAAAAAAAAAAAAUUAUUCACAUAAAAAAGUAAAUGUUGCCAUGAAGUUAUGAAAUAUGAAAUGUUUUUCAGCAUUUUAAUAGCUGUAGUAUUCUCCGCCACUUUUAUGACAUUUUAUUACAAAUAUACAGUAUUACUGAUAAGAGCAUUCAUUAUUUAGAUUUAAGAAGAAGCUUCAAUGACAAGGACUCACUGCGGAAGUGUGAUGUGAACUAGUGCUGAACCUUAAGACUUCAAUCUUUGUCUCUAAGUGUGUUUUUCUAUAGGGUAACCUGAAGACAAAUCACAGAAUCCUCUUUGACAUAUUACUUCAGUGUCACUAACAACACUCACUGACAUUUUCAACUUAUUUUCUUCGUACUAACUAAGCUUCUUCUCUGACUUGAUACCGUUUCAAAACUGCCUUAUUUGGAGAGAUUUAGUGUCCCAUUUUUAUUUUCGUUGAGCAAAACUUGCAUCUACAGCUGAUCAUGAUCCAAUAACAAUUUAAAUGGUGCUCUCAGUAAUAGGCAAAACUUCUAAAUGGUACAGAUUUAUGUCUGAUUAAUGCUAAGAUUUGACUUUUGAAGAAAACGAGUGAAAAAAAAUAUCUGAAGCGUAAUUAAAACAAAUUCACAAGGACUUAGUUGCCCUCAUGUUAGAAUAUUGUAAAUAGUUCAAUAAACUAUUGAUACAAUU
Molecule: messenger RNA, 2813 nt
Organism: Haliotis rufescens (red abalone)
Lineage: Eukaryota; Metazoa; Mollusca; Gastropoda; Lepetellida; Haliotidae
Product: aminoacyl tRNA synthase complex-interacting multifunctional protein 2-like
Exons: 5
Coding region: 83-1591 (502 amino acids)
Cellular component (GO): aminoacyl-tRNA synthetase multienzyme complex
Source: RefSeq, a predicted model, not a curated record